AUGACAGUAACCAUCCUGACUGUUAAAGCAAAAGGUCAAGGAGCCACUGUCUAUUCUUGUGCCAAUAUCAAUGGUGCACUGAAGUUUUUCCGUUCCACACUGAACAAUCAAAGACUGGCUCAGGAUAACACAUUCAUCCCUGGAAGUUUCCGUGGUUCAGUGAAUAGAGGAAAGAUUCAGUGCAUUUUCAAUGCUGCAGGUCUCAGCAGCAUCACUCGUGCGGCAACCACAGACACUUAUGUCUUCUUUGUAACAGGCAGUGUCUCAAAUGGUUCUCUGGAUUCUCCAGUCACUAGACUGUCUACAAAUGGUUCAGUGGACUUAAGCAACCCUAACAGCACAGAUGUUUCAGUAAUAACACCCACUACAGAUUCCACCACUACAGCCCCAAACACCACCACACCUUAUUCAUCUGUAGCAUUAAACACCACUACAGCCCCGAACACCACAGCACCUAAUUCGUCUGUAGCAUUAAACACCACUACAGCCCCGAACACCACAGUACCUAAUUCGUCUGUAGCAUUAAACACCACUACAGCCCCGAACACCACCGUACAUAAUUCCUCUGUAGCAUUAAACACAACCUCAGCCCCGAACACCACAUCAAAUACCACUGUAGCAUUAAACAUCACUACCGCUCCGAACACCACCCCAGCUAAUUCCUCUGUAGCAUUAAACACCACUACAGCCCCGAACAUCACCGUACCUAAUUCCUCUGUAGCAUUAAACACAACCUCAGCCCUGAAUACCACAUCAUCUAAUUCCACUGUAGCAUUAAACACCACUACAGCCCCGAACACCACCGCACCUAAUUCCUCUGUAGCAUUAAACACCACUACAGCCCCGAACACCACCACAUAUAAUUCCUCUGUUGCAUUAAACACCACUACAGCCCCGAACAUCACCGUACCUAAUUCCUCUGUAGCAUUAAACACAACCUCAGCCCUGAAUACCACAUCAUCUAAUUCCACUGUAGCAUUAAACACCACUACAGCCCCGAACACCACCGCACCUAAUUCCUCUGUAGCAUUAAACACCACUACAGCCCCGAACACCACCACAUAUAAUUCCUCUGUUGCAUUAAACACCACUACAGCCCCGAACAUCACCGUACCUAAUUCCUCUGUAGCAUUAAACACGACCUCAGCCCUGAAUACCACAUCAUCUAAUUCCACUGUAGCAUUAAACACCACUACAGCCCCGAACACCACCGCACCUAAUUCCUCUGAAACAUUAAACACCACUUCAGCCCCGAAUACCACAUCAUCUAAUUCCACUGUAGCAUUGAACACCACUACAGCCCCAAACACCACCACAUCUAAUUCCUCUCUAGCAUUAAACACCACUAAACCCCCGAACACCACAUCAUCUAACUCCACUGUAGCAUUAAACACCACUACAGUCCCGAAAACCACCACAUCUAAUUCCUCUGUAGCAUUAAACACCACUUCAGCCCCGAAUACCACAUCAUUUAAUUCCACUGUAGCAUUAAACACCACUACAGUACCGAACACCACCACAUCUAAUUCCUCUGUAGCAUUAAACACCACUAAAGCCCCAAAUACCACAUCAUCUAAUUCCACUGUAGCAUUAAACACCACUUCAGCCCCAAACACCACCACAUCUAAUUCCUUUGUAGCAAUAAACACCACUAAUGCCCCGAAUACCACAUCAUCUAAUUCCACUGUAGCAUUAAACACCACUACAGCCCCAAACACCACCACAUCUAAUUCUUCUGUAGCAUUAAAUACCACUACAGCCCCGAACACCACCACAUCUAAUUCUUCUGUAGCAUUAAACAUCACUAAAGCCCCGAACACCACCGCAUACAAUUCCUCUGUAGCAUUUAACACCACUAAAGCCCCGAACACCACCGCAUCUAAUUCCACUGUAGCAUUAAACACCACUACAUCUCCGAACACCACCGCACCUAAUCUCUCUGUAGCAUUUAACACCACUAAAGCCCCAAAUACCACCGCAUCUAAUUCCACUGUAGCAUUAAACACCACUACAGCCCCGAACACCACCGUACCUAAUUCCUCUGUAGCAUUUAACACCACUAAAGCCCCAAAUACCACCACAUCUAAUUCCACUGUAGCAUUAAACACCACUACAGCCCCGAACACCACCACAUCUAAUUCCACUGUAGCAUUAAACACCACUAAACCCCCAAAUACCACAACAUCGAAUUCCUCUGUAGCAUUAAACACCACUACAGCCCCAAACACCACCACAUCUAAUUCUUCUGUAGCAUUAAACACCACUAAAGCCCCGAACACCACCGCACCUAAUUCCACUGCAACAUCAAAUUCCACUGCAUCCUCAAAUCCCACUGCAUCUACUGCCUCUGGAGUAUCUACAGCUAAUAGUGGUACAACAAAUGAGAAAGUCACCAAGGACAACUGUAAGAAGGACAGGGCAUGUUUCUCUACUCCAGCCAACUGUGAUCCAUCGAGCUCAAGUGGCUGCAUUUUCGCCUCCACAAGAGUGGUGAAUGGAAACUCAGAUAACCUCACUUUUGAGCUCAGUGGGGAAUCAAACGGUUACAUCGCAGUUGGCCUGUCUCCAGACAAGAAGGAGGGUGAUGAUGACACCGUCUACUCUUGUGCCAAUGACAAUGGUGUGGCGAAGUUCAUUCGUGCCAGACUGAACAACUCCAUUCUGACUCCAGAUAAGACUUUUAACCCUGGAUCCUUCCGUGGCUCUGUGAACGGCACCAGGAUUCAGUGCAUUUUUGUAGCUGCAGGUCUCAGCACUAACACCCGUGCGGCAAACACAAAUACUUUCCUCUUUUUCUUUACUGGCAACUUUACAAAUGGCACUCUGGGGUCUCCAGUCACACGAAUGUCUACAAAUUCAUCGGUUGAUCUAACCAACACUAACAGCUCAGACGUUGCCAUAAUAACACCUAAUACAAACACAGAUAAUACUGCCACUACUACCGUUUCUACUACUGUGACAACUACUACUAAAGCAAAACCUGCUACUACAGCUGGGAGCAAUGCACUGCAUCAUGCUGCAUCUCAGGCUGCUCUGGUAAUUCUCUCAGGGAUCCUUGCAGUGCUCCUGUUGUAAGGAUGCUGCCGAGCACAUUUGCUUUCUGAAACUGGUCGAUGAGCACUGAACGCUUGAUGAACCCAACACCAAAGUAUAUGUUAUUCUGCAUAUUUAUAACUGUGCAAUAGUGCAACUCUGGGUACAAUGAAGAAAGGAGCAAAAAAUACGGGGAGAGGGGCAUUACAUCAUUUAUUUAAUCUGAGUGUUUGUGUGAGAGAGAUUGUGUUUAUGAAUGUUUUUUGCGAGUGUUAGUGUUUGUAUUCUGAUAA
Molecule: messenger RNA, 3326 nt
Organism: Carassius auratus (goldfish)
Lineage: Eukaryota; Metazoa; Chordata; Actinopteri; Cypriniformes; Cyprinidae
Product: mucin-5AC-like
Exons: 9
Coding region: 1-3075 (1024 amino acids)
Biological process (GO): regulation of postsynaptic membrane neurotransmitter receptor levels; regulation of glutamate receptor signaling pathway
Source: RefSeq, a predicted model, not a curated record